AUGACUUCAAAUUCACUCGGAAGCGUGUUUUUCUAUGCCGACGACCUUGGAAAUAUCGUGGAAAAUGUUAGCGAAAAUAUAGCAGAAAACGCAUCUUCAAGUCCCGAGUUUACUUGUCAGCCAAAAGAAAACCAGGCAAAGCGUUCAAAUAUCAAAUCGAUUUUGGAAGAGUCCGAAGUUAGUGCUCAAGUAAUUUGCGAACUGGAUACGGAUAAAUUAAGCAGAAAUAGCAGAAUCAAGAUGGUUCAGAUACUAGUGGCUUACAUAAUUAAUCAGUUUGGAGAAAGGCCUCAUGCAGACAUCAAAAUCCAAAUGGCAAAGGCAGUGGUAGAGCAGUUUCCUUUCCUUAAAGACGAAGAGGGUCAAGGAUAUGAAGCUUGGUACACGCCAGGAAAGGGAAUUCAUUCUUCUACAGGGUGGUUGGAAGAACGGCUUAGAAAUGUUAGGAGAAAGAGCAUAAAACACCGUCAGACUGAACAAGAAUUUGGCUCAACUUCAACUUCUCUAAAACACUUGCCGAAUCUACCAGGUUAA
Messenger RNA from Xenia sp. Carnegie-2017, 534 nucleotides. RefSeq lists its product as uncharacterized. The record is from RefSeq and is a predicted model, not a curated record. Lineage: Eukaryota; Metazoa; Cnidaria; Anthozoa; Malacalcyonacea; Xeniidae. The transcript is spliced from 5 exons. Bases 1 to 534 code for a protein of 177 amino acids.